Molecule: messenger RNA, 3431 nt
Organism: Phodopus roborovskii (desert hamster)
Lineage: Eukaryota; Metazoa; Chordata; Mammalia; Rodentia; Cricetidae
Gene: Grip2
Product: glutamate receptor interacting protein 2
Exons: 23
Coding region: 66-3407 (1113 amino acids)
Biological process (GO): neurotransmitter receptor transport, endosome to postsynaptic membrane
Molecular function (GO): protein binding
Source: RefSeq, a predicted model, not a curated record
UUGGGAGAGUGAGGGAGGGACCUGGUGUGUGGCUGGGAGCUGUGGGCAGUGCAGAGACCGCGGGCAUGCUGUGUGGGCUCAGCCGGGACAGCCCUGCAGAGGCAGAUGAUGGGCCUUACUCAAAAGGAGGGAAGGACGCACUGGGGCCUGAUGGGGCCCUGGUGUGCCGCCGCCAGAGCAUUCCAGAGGAGUUCCGGGGCAUCACAAUGGUGGAGCUGAUCAAGCGUGAGGGCAGCACUCUGGGCCUGACUAUCUCAGGAGGAACUGACAAGGAUGGGAAGCCCAGGGUCUCCAAUCUGAGACCUGGGGGCCUAGCAGCCAGAAGUGAUCUGCUGAAUGUAGGCGACUACAUCCGCUCAGUGAACGGGAUCCAUCUGACCCGGCUCCGACACGAUGAGAUCAUCACACUGCUGAAGAACGUGGGCGAGCGCGUGGUGCUGGAGGUGGAGUAUGAGCUGCCCCCGCCCGCUCCCGAAAACAACCCGAGAAUCAUUUCUAAGACAGUGGAUGUCUCCCUCUACAAGGAAGGCAAUAGCUUUGGAUUUGUUCUCAGAGGAGGUGCCCAUGAGGACCUGCACAAAUCCCGCCCAUUGGUCCUGACUUACGUGCGACCUGGUGGCCCAGCAGACAGGGAGGGCUCCUUGAAGGUGGGUGACAGACUGCUCAGCGUAGAUGGGAUACCACUGCAUGGGGCCAGCCACGCUACAGCAAUAGCCACCCUGCGACAGUGCAGCCAUGAGGCCCUUUUCCAGGUGGAGUACGAUGUGGCCACCCCAGACCCCGUGGCCAAUGCUUCAGGUCCAUUGGUGGUGGAAAUAGCCAAGACCCCAGGAUCUGCCCUGGGAAUCUCUCUCACCACUGGCUCUCACCGGAACAAGCCAGCUAUUACCAUCGACCGCAUCAAGCCAGCCAGCGUGGUGGACAGGAGUGGUGCCCUGCAUGCUGGAGAUCACAUCCUGGCCAUCAAUGGCACCAGCACAGAACACUGCUCACUGGUGGAGGCCACCAAGCUCCUGGCCAGUGUGACUGAGAAAGUACGGCUGGAGAUCUUGCCUGCACCCCAAAGCUGUCGGCCCCUGAAGCCCCCAGAGGCAGUGAGAGUACAGAGGAGUGAGCAGCUGCACCGCUGGGACCCAUGUGUCCCCUCUUGCCACAGCCCGAGGCCAAGCCACUGCAGGGCCCCCACCUGGGCACCUGGAGGCCAGGACCAGAGUCGAUCCUUGUCCUCAACUCCCUUCUCCUCACCAACCGUGAACCCCGCCUUUCCCUGUGCCAACGCCAGCACCCUGCCCCGAGGACCCAUGAGCCCCAGGACAACAGCAGGGCGGAGGAGGCAGCGAAGGAAAGAACACAGGAGCUCUUUGUCACUGGCCUCCAGCACGGUAGGGCCAGGUGGGCAGAUUGUUCAUACGGAGAUCACGGAAGUUGUGCUCUGUGGAGAGCCCCUCAGUGGCUUCGGCCUCCAGCUCCAGGGAGGCAUCUUUGCCACCGAGACCCUGUCUUCUCCACCACUGGUGCGCUUUAUUGAACCUGACAGCCCUGCUGAGAGGUGUGGUCUGCUGCAGGUAGGGGACCGUGUCCUAGCCAUCAAUGGCAUUGCCACUGAGGACGGAACUAUGGAAGAAGCCAACCAACUGUUGCGGGAUGCAGCACUGGCCCGCAGAGUUGUUUUGGAGAUCGAGUUUGAUGUGGCAGAAUCUGUCAUCCCAAGCAGUGGGACCUUCCACGUGAAGUUACCCAAGAGGCGUGGCGUGGAGCUGGGCAUUACCAUCAGCUGUGAGUCCUCUUGUCACCUUAGUGGUUUACCUCACCACAUCUCCACAAUGGGCUGCAGCCUGAUUUAUAGAAGGGAAACUGGGGCACACAGAGGUGAGAUGAUUUGUGCACAGCCACCCUGCCAGGAAGUAAUGGGAUCAGGAGUCAACCGUAUCUUCUCACAACCCCACCUUAAACAGGGGCCCUUCGAGAUUAAAUUCACAGCCUGUCUCCCCUGCUCCACAGCAGCCAGCAGAAAGCGAGGAGAACCCCUGAUCAUCUCUGACAUCAAGAAGGGCAGCGUUGCACACAGGACUGGCACCCUCGAGCCAGGCGACAAGCUGCUGGCCAUUGACAAUAUCCGCCUGGACCACUGUCCCAUGGAGGACGCUGUGCAGAUCCUACGCCAGUGCGAGGACGUGGUCAAGCUGAAGAUCCGGAAAGAUGAGGACAACUCAGAUGAACAGGAGAACACAGGCGCUGUGAGCUACACGGUGGAGCUGAAGCGCUAUGGUGGACCCCUGGGCAUUACCAUCUCCGGCACUGAGGAACCCUUUGACCCCAUCAUCAUCUCUGGCCUCACAAAGCGUGGCCUGGCUGAAAGAACUGGUGCCAUUCACGUGGGGGACCGCAUCCUGGCCAUCAACAGUGUGAGCCUCAAGGGCCGGCCCCUGAGCGAGGCCAUCCACCUUCUGCAGGUGGCAGGGGAGACUGUUACACUGAAGAUCAAGAAGCAACUAGACCGUCCCUUCCUCCCCCGCCAGUCAGGCAGCCUCAGUGAAGCCAGUGAUGUGGACGAGGACCCUCCAGAGGCCCUCAAGGGAGGCUUGCUGACAGCCCGAGUCUCACCUGCUGUACCCAGUGUGGACAGUGCUGUGGAGUCCUGGGGCAGCUCGGCCACAGAGGGUGGCUUUGGGGGCCCAGGCUCCUACACUCCACAGAUGGCAGUUCGGAGUGUGACUCCCCAGGAGUGGCGUCCCAGCAGACCAAAGAGCAGCCCCCCACCCAUUGAGCCCCGGAGGACAAGCUACACACCUGGCCCUGCUGAUGAGAGCUUCCCGGAGGAGGAGGAGGGGGACUGGGAUCCACCGAUGAGCCCAGCCCCUGGCCCCGCCCGAGAGGAGGGCUUCUGGAGAGUGUUUGGAGAGGCCCUUGAAGACCUGGAGUCCUGUGGUCAGUCAGAACUACUAAGGGAGCUGGAGGCUUCCAUCAUGACAGGCACUGUACAGACUGUGGCUGUGGAUGGCAGACCUGGCCUUCGGCCCUGGCGCAGGAGCCGGGAGGUCCGAACAUCCCAUGAAGACAUACAGGAGCUGCUGUUGCCAACGCCCCUGGAGAUGCACAGGGUGACUUUGCACAAGGACCCACUGCGGAAUGACUUUGGCUUCAGUGUCUCAGAUGGCCUCCUGGAGAAGGGUGUCUACGUCCACACUGUGCGCACUGAUGGGCCAGCCCAGCAUGGAGGUCUGCAGCCCUUUGAUAGGCUUCUGCAGGUCAACCAUGUUCGCACUCGGGACUUCGACUGCUGCCUGGCGGUUCCUCUCCUGGCAGAGGCUGGGGACAUCCUGGAGCUGGUCAUAAGCCGUAACCCACUGGCACAGAGCCGCCGGACACCACGAGUACCAGGCCCCAGAAGUCCUCAGAUGCUCUGAGGUCAUCCUGUAUCUCAGAUGGAG